Molecule: messenger RNA, 3496 nt
Organism: Rhipicephalus sanguineus (brown dog tick)
Lineage: Eukaryota; Metazoa; Arthropoda; Arachnida; Ixodida; Ixodidae
Product: leukocyte elastase inhibitor A
Exons: 3
Coding region: 539-1780 (413 amino acids)
Molecular function (GO): serine-type endopeptidase inhibitor activity
Source: RefSeq, a predicted model, not a curated record
CCUUGUUGACCGCCGCCGCCGCUGCCACCGUAGUGGUACAGCCGUCGACGUCGCGUUGCGUGCGCGAAGGAUUCACUCGCUCGCCCACUACACCGAGAGCGUGUCGUUUUGUUUUGUUCGUUAUUUUUUUCGCCUGGUCUUCUUUCCUCAUCUGACGCCUGCCCCGCUCCUCUGGCUGCUCGGUUCCCCUACGCGGAACUUUUUUUAUUAUCGUACUCGGCCGUCCUGCCUUGACGGCCCGGAUGACAUCGGCUCUGCUAUACACGAACGUAUAGUGCGCGUACCCAAGAGGAAAAACUCGCCCGGCUUUCGAGUGAAGGACUAAGCUUUCGCCGAGAGCGGUUACAAGCAAACGUGUUCGAGGGAGGUCUUCGUCCUUCGUUCCUGGCUGGUCACUGGAGGCGUCGACGCCGUAAUCGUGUCAAGCUCGUUCAGAGCCGUUCCACGUUCUUCGGAGAGUACAAGUGACUUCACUGCGGCCGACGGUUUAAGAAGUUGCCGGUCUUUCAAAUCUACCCCCGGUCUUCAACGGGACAAGAUGCAGUCUACCACUCUUCGCAAAGCAGCGGUCGUCGCCGUCUUCGGCUCCUGCCUCGUCUUCCAUUGCCUAGCCGGCCCUGCCAAUAGGCAACCCAACAACCUCGUUGAUGGCGGAGCGCCGGGUCCCGGCGACAUCGUGCCCGAAGGCGUGGCGAAGGCCAGCAACGACUUCGGCCUGGCCCUGUACCGGGCGUACGCCAACGCCAGCGCGACUGGGAACCUCUUCUUCUCCCCGUGGAGUCUGAGUCGCGUGCUCGCCAUGGUUCUGCUGGGGGCUCGCAACGAGACGGCCGCCGAGCUGUCCCGGGCCCUGGCCGUGGAUCGCUUCGAGGACCCGGCGGCGGCCUUCGCGGCGCAGCGCCAGCUCGCCAAGCACCUACUGACCAGCUCGAGCGAGCUGGCCUCGACCAGCAUAGCGCUCACGCGGGCGGGAGACCCCGUGUCUCCGGAGUACCGGGCCAACCUGGACCAGUACUUGGACGACGGCGGUGUCAUGGAGGUGGACUUCUCGCGCUCGGAGGAUCUGCUCAGCAAAGUCAACGGCGAAGUGUCUCGGCUCACUGGAGGUCGCAUCAAGGACGCCUUGCGAAGGUCCCCGGACCCUCUGAGCAAGCUGCUUCUGCUCAACGCCGUCCACUUCCGCGGCGUCUGGGAAAAGGCGUUCAACCCUAACGACUCCUUCGACGGCAUCUUCCGCGGCGCCACGCGCAACACCCCCGUGCGCAUGAUGAGCGGCAAGGGCAAGUUCCCUCUGGCGUACGAGGGCAACGCGUACGUCCUCGAGCUCCCUUACACGGGCGAGAGCAGCCUCGUGCUCGCCCUGCCCAGACGUCGCACCCAGAAGGACCUGAGCGACAUCGAGUCUCGGCUCGAAGACAUCCUAGUGUCGGCCAGGCCCGAGCUGCGCUCCAUCGAGGUCGAGUUGCCCAAGCUGACGGUGCGCAGCAGCCUGGACCUCAAGGAGCCCCUGAAGAAGUUGGGCGUCAAGGCGCUCUUUUCGGAGCACCACGCCGACCUGAGUGGCAUGCAGGCCGAGGGAGGCCUGUACGUCGAGGACGUGCACCACGGCGCGGCGCUUGAGCUUGACGAGAAGGGCACGGUGGCGAGCGCCUCGACGGUGGCCAUCAUCGUGAGCCGCAUCGGCACGCCCCGCUUUUCAGCCGACCGACCCUUCGUGUUCGCCAUCAAGCACAGGCCGACAGGCCUCCUGCUGUUCGUCGGUCGCGUCACUGACCUCUGAGAAGACCCAAGACUGGCUUAUUCGCAGUCCGAGAGUGUGUAUAAUGUUACGCGCUGGUGAUAAGCAAAGUGCAGGCCCACUGACGGGUGACGCCUCAGUGCUGCUGCUCGAAGAGAGUAUCGUGCUGUAUGCGCGUACCACGAGGCUGCGCCGGGUGUACUUAGCAGGGUACCCCUCAUAAAGUAUUUGCGAUCUAUAUUGACUGAGAAAGAUAUGUGGCCGAUGGACGUAUAUUGUGACCUUUCGAACAGUGGGAGCAAAGGCCGAAGCUCAAAGUUGUCGAGGGUUCCUUCAGAAGGUUGAAAGUCUCGUUACGCUAUACGUUACUGCUGCGCUCGGAAACGGACUAACCGUUAGCUGCUUGUUGAAUCUACUUCAAGUUUUACCGUCGACCAUAAAUCUGUCAGUGCCAGCAAGGCUGGGGGCAGGUUAAGAGGAAUGUUGUUCACGCUGCUAGCAAUCCGACAAAUCCUCUUUAAAACCGAUUCGCAAAAUCUUCAAUUUGUGAAUCUUCUUCACUAUCAAUAGACGGUAUAAUCUUGAAUGAAAAAAAAUGCCAGGUGGCUCUAAAGAAGUAGCUGACGAGGCAUCACGGGCCGAGAAAAUCUAGUGCUUGUGUAUCAGUUAGCGGUCUUCGUUGAAAAAUUGUUUCAUAUGAACGCAGUUAGCCAGCUAGAACACAGAAAUGAUCGAUAAGAUGGGGUUGUAGUUGGUCUUAUGAAGGCAUAAGAUUGAUCGACUAGUAGCAUGUUGAAAUGAACAGAACACGAUAAGCAGGAGGUAGAGGAAAGGAGGCUGUAAAAAGGAAAGGUGUCGUUAACAGAGCUUCUUUUCCCAUCGGUGUCUGAGGUGGGGACAGUGCUGGACACGCCUGCCAAUAAAAUUACUUUUUAUGUCUAUGUUUUGUAGCGCUGUGACGAAAGCGGCUGUGCCGCUAUUUAGCUGUAAAUACGCGUGUAAUGUAACUGCAAUAAAAUAUGUGGAUAACUGUCUGUACAUUUUAAAGUGCGAUGCAAUAUUUCACAACUAAAGUUGAUACAGGUGUGUUUCGCAUCGCUGCUAGUUUACGUCGAGCGCCGUCCCUUUCUGGAGAAAUGAUAAAUGUUACAAGUCUACGUAGAAACUUACUACCUUUGCAUAUGUCUUUAAAGGACAUAUAUUUGUACUUCGCAUACCCAUGUACUUUGCCAAAGAUCUUUAUAUGUGUGCAACUAUUACGCAAGAAAUUAUCGUGAGUCUGAAGAUGAAAGUUUUUAUGUUAAGGUAUGAUCAGAGUGUCUGCUGCGUAUGAUGAUGUUAAACGUAUCUUGCCACGUGAUUUCGCUUUUAAAUGUUAUGGUGACGUCUUGUGUGUAAACGUGUCCGUAAGAAAACUGUUGCAAUAAGUAGUUUAGUUAAGUGCUUGUGAACCUACUCCACGUUCUGUAGGUAUACGUUGCCGACACUUGUGUUGUUCGUGUUGAGUAUUUGUGAAUGUUUGCGCGAACAACAUCGUGAACAACAUUGGCGAUUGCUUCAGAAAUCAAAGCCGAGAAAAGAAUCAAAACAAAAGUUUUCAUAUUCGCCUAAUAUCCACCUUAAGUAUCCACAUUCGCUUAAUAACCCCAAUCCAGCCUUCACCAUUGUCGUGUUCCUUUAGCGUCGACAAUUAGCCGUUCCGUGGACACUUGCGUGCCUUCAUGUUGUUUGUGCUUGUUUCACAAUAAAAGAUGUUGU